Messenger RNA from Ylistrum balloti, 6600 nucleotides. Its product is annotated as TNFAIP3-interacting protein 1-like. Lineage: Eukaryota; Metazoa; Mollusca; Bivalvia; Pectinida; Pectinidae. The transcript has 15 exons. The coding region runs from base 87 to 2318 and encodes 743 amino acids. The record is from RefSeq and is a predicted model, not a curated record.
AAGCGUAUCCGGCAUUUCUUUCCAGGCACGACAUGCGACUCCUAUCUAACAUGAAUAAUUCAUAAUGGUGUUAGAGUUACUAUACAAUGUCGAAUCAUGCACAUGUUGGUAAUGCUCAGGAAGUGGAUAUUGAGGAAUGUAAAGCAGAAGUGGAAAAACUGCGAGCCCAUAAGAAGACACUGGAAGGAAAAAUACAAGGCUAUAGUUUUCUAGGAAAUAGACUCCGCGAAAAAGACGAAGAGUGUCGACAGUUAAAGCAAAAGCUAGCAGAAGUCACACAAAACACUCAUUCAAAGACAGACAAUCGUCCUGUUACCCCACAAAACACAUCUUGUUUAACUUCAACUAAAAAUAUACAGACAAGCCUUCAUCUCAUGAAUGAUAUUCAUGUCAUAAAUACCUCCAAUGGACAUCCUUAUCCUCUCCAAUUAGCUACCCAGAGUCAUCAGGCCUCUGCUAACACUACAGGUCUCAUUGAAAGUGGAACAAAACAAAGCAGUCCUAUUGACUGUUUGAUUAAAGCGAAGUCAACAAACAUUGUUAACAUGUCAUCCAAUCAUACAACUGUUGAAACCAUUCGUCUGUUUCCCAGUGAAACAAAGCCUGCGGUAUAUGGACCUCCUGGAGAUGGUGUUGCCUACCCACCAGUAUUUGUCAGACGGGAGAGUGAAGUGUUGCAGAAUUAUGACAAAUCCCAUCCCAUUCAAGGAUCGCCGACUGAUGCACAGACCGAAAGCUGUGAUCAGACUGAUGGACUAACCAAAGGUGCUGGUAGUCUAGGGAUACAGAUUCAAAAAGACUUAAAAAGCUAUGAUGUCCCAAAUGAAACCAGUCUUAACUUGAUGAAUUUUGAAGAUAGCAUUUUGUAUCCUCCAACUGAUUUCAAGAAAGUGCCGGUGGAUGACAGUGCAGUAGAUCAACUGAUCAGCAUGCAGGUGCGAGCAGAUCUAGUCACUGAUGGUCCCUCACAGAACAUAAAGAAGUAUGUGGAAGACCAUCUGCUGCCAAUGCUACAGAAACAGGAAGAGGAAACGAAGAGGAAAGAAGAACGUUGGAAAAGUGAAAGAUGUGAACUUCUUCAAAAGAUUGAACAAUUGGAAAUGCCCAGGACAAAAAACCAGACCCCAGGCCAAUCAUUUUCAGAGAACCAGAUGCCAGGUUGGGAUGUCGUGCAGAGAAAUGAGGCAAUGAAGUCAAGUGAUGUGAGAUUGUUGGAAGAACACAACAAACAGCUUGUGGAUGCCAAUAGGAGCUGGCAAGCAUUUUAUGAAAAGACACAGACAGAGCAACAAAAGACAGCUGAUCACUACAAAGAAAAAUUUGAGGCACUGACCCAGGAAAUCAGUAGGAUGAAAGUCCAAGACGAGCAAAAGAAAGCUGAUUUUCAGAAAAUAUUAUUCGAGUCAAAGCAGAAACAAGCUGAUGAAGAGGCACUUAAGGAAGAAAUGCAACACUAUAAAGGAAAGGCAGAGGCAUUGGAGAGACAGCUGCAACAGAUCCACCCAGGCGUCCUCCAAAACAAUAUGAAUGCUCUACACAUUGCAGGAACGUCUGGACCCCCUGAAUUCAAUAUAACAAAUGGCAGAUCUCUACGUGACCUACAAGUUGAGAAUGAGACUCUGAGAUGUCAGCUCACAGUGUUCCAAGAAGACUUUGACAGAGAGAGGAGUGAUAGAGCUCAGGCUCAGGCAGCUAAGGAAAACUUCAAGGAAGAGCUGGACGCAGUGAAACAAGAAUGCAAUCUCUUAAGGAACCAGAUGAAACAAAAUGAAAGAAAUAUGAGGCAAGCUCAAUCUAACUGUCGAGAAGCUCAUCGUGAAAAGGACAAUCUUCAACAGGAGAUUAGAGACCUAAAGAAUACGCUGAGGAGAGAAAAGGAAGCAAAUGCAAUGCACUUACAGAGACCAUUCCCAGCACAGAUCCAACCUGUUCCACAACAUCAGGGUUACCUUAAUCAUCCUGGAGGGAUGGUAAAUGGCACACCACACAUAGAGCCCAGCCGUGUUGCUGCUCAGCCUCAGACAGAUCCAUUUGCCCAGCCGAUACCAUCUUAUAUGGCCAACACCCACCAGAGGUCUUCAGGUGUCCCACAGCCACAAAAAGACAUGUCAGGGGAAUGGCAGUGUAACAGGUGUACUGUAAAUAAUCACCCUUCACGUACUGUCUGCGAGGUGUGUGGAUACAAACAGCCAUUUGCUCAACAAAGACCAGGAUAUGUCCCACCCCAGCUCUACAGAACAGGCUACAAUGGAGACCAGAUGGAACCAUGCGAAAGUUUUGACCUCUCAACAGACACAGGAGAUUUAGCACAAGACUAAGCAGUUCAAAAUAUCUGACAGGGUUAUACAGUUAAUGAGCCUAAAUCAAGUUGUGGUAUUAGUACAAGAUCAGUUUUAAAUGGCGCUAAUGAAAUUCCUGAAUGUUAAAUACAUUCUUACUUGAAAUAUUCCAAAAUUAACAUUUCUUCUCCAAUGGUCUACUGUAGAUGUUCAGGAGAUCAGAAUCUGGGAAAAGUUAAUAAGUGGAACUGAGGUGUAGAAUGUGUCUACAGUUUAGUGAUGUCAGCGUCUGGUUAUGAAACUACCUGUGCUUGGUGUAGAUUCUAAUCUUGUUUAGAUUUUCACAGUAAUGUAUAAAUAUAGAUAUUCUAUCAUUGUAUGUAAUGUAUACAAGUGCAUUAUGAAUAAAAAAAAAGAUUCGGACAGUGUUCCAAAAUUAAUAAGAAACUUUACAUUAGUAUUGAGUUUCCCAGGAAGUAAGAUCAUUCCUUAUUUUGGAACUUUAAGAAAUAGAACCAUACAUUGUUUUACACAGUGAAAUGGUUACCCCAUUCUUACCUUAAUACAGGUCAACUUGUCGUAACAACAAAAGCACGUAUACAUUGCAUGUUAGAUAUUCGUUAUUAUUUUAUACUGUAUGUCAUUUGUUUAUAACAGUAUAUGAAUUGAUGAAAACAAGUUAUUGUACAAUAAAUAUAUCCAUCCAGACUCAGAUUAGAACAGCUCACAAUCGUGUGAUAGAUAUUGAAUCCCAGUAACUUAUCAUAAAGAUAAUUAAUUUUGGCUUUGUAUACAGAUUUUGCAUUCCACUAACAAACGAAUACAGAAUGUUUUAUUUUUUGUUGAAAACUGGUCCAAGCAUGGUACUGUAGAACAGCUGCAUCACACUAAUGUCUCAGUGGGUUACUACAACUGUUUAUUAGUUAUUUUCAGUAAAACCAGAUAAAGCAAAAAAUAACAAAUAUAGGGGAUCUUGCGGGAGAUUUCAUUUCAAUUGAAAUUUGCGAAACAAGUCUCAAAUUUUUUAUCAAACUUUGAUGAAAAAUAUGUCACAUUUCAAUCUCAUAUGAAAUUUGAAACAAAAGUAAGAUCCAGUUAGGACAUCUCUAGAUACCUAAUUAGACUGAUCUGAAAUCUAGAUCGGUGAUAUUCUCACCUGUCUGUGAUGUCAUAAUGUAUAUAACAGCAUAAAGUUAUCAGCCAAUGUCACUGAUCUACUAUUAUUACACAUGUUAGAUGUUAUGGGUGGUAACAUAGAAGUUACAGGCAACAGAUGUAGGUGUGCAACACAAGGCUACGGGGUAUCCUGGCACAAUUUGUAAGUAUGAUGGAAUAGUGAUAUAGCCAUCGGCAAGUUUUGUGCAAAUUAAAUUUUCAUGUCUUUACAUGAUUCAAAUAUGCAGUUUUCUAGCUUAAGCAUGAAAAGCACAUAUUUGAUUUUUAUCCUUUUUAGAUAAAGGAUCUCAUAUGGGUUUCCAUUUGAUAUGUGAAUUUAUGAAAAAAGUCCAAAGAAUUUUUCAUUUUAGCAAGCCAUCAAUGAGCUGAAAUAAAAAUAUCUUAAGAGUUCAUAAAUCUUAUAUCAAAUGAAAACAAAAGAUACUUUUUAUCACAUGAUUGCUUUUUAAAGCAAGUUUGGUAGAAAACUGACAUUUCUAAAUCAAAGUCAACUCUAUAUCUACAGUCUCCGUUAUAAUGUCACAAUGUCUUUGGUGAAAGUGUAACAUCAUAUUAUCUAAAGUGACAUUACAAUAAGCUAUAUUACACAUGUUUAACAUUCAAAAAUGUGACGGGUUUAUUCACUGAAGAACAAGGCAAUCAUGUGGUAAAGAAUACAACUCUAGGCUUUGAUACAUACAUGAAGCAAAAUGCUUUCUUUGUACAAUAGAAUAUCGUAUCAAACAUAAAUCUGUGUCAAUCUUUUUUAUCAUCUUGUAAUAUUUAUUGACAUCUAUCAGUUUUAUUCCUAUAGAUUUCUCAAAUUUCUCAAAAUUUUAUCCAAAAUCACAACACAGAUGAAAGAAAUUUUUAUUUGAAACAUAUAUCUCAUAUAUUUGAGAGGAAUUUUCUCUAUACCAAAUCUAUAAUCAAAAGAUUUCUUUUAGUGUAAUGCAAUAAAAAUCAUACCAAAACUACUUAUUUCUAUUUUAGGUCAUAUUGAUAUAGUUUUUUGAUGUGAAUGAAUUUGUUCCCUCUUCAUCAUCUUUGUAUUUUAAACAGUGUUUUAUCCAGAAAUUUAACAGAACAACUAAGAACUACAUGAUGAGGUUGACAGGGCCCUAAAAUGACUGUAGUUACUGUAACACAUUUCUUCUGAUAUUCCUUACUAAGUAGCACAAUACCAAGUGUGUUUUAUCUUACGUUUAUUAUUAACAAACAUUUUGCUCUCUUGAUGAUACUGUUGGUAACCUACUUAAUGUCAUCCCACAUCAGAUGCUGUCUCAGUUAUAUCUCCAGUAUAGAAAAUAGAUUUAACCAUUUAUUUCACCGUCCGUCAUACGAAAAACAUCCUAAACAAAUCUACAUACCAGAAAAUGGAUUGUUUAAAUUUGGCUAUAAAUAUUCAGUAUGUUUGAUAAGUGUUAAUGAAUAUAUUUCUUUAUGAUAGAUGACAGCUUUCAAUAGGGUAGAAUGCAAUGAAAAUAUCAAUGGUUUUCAAACUCGUCAUGUAAUAAAAAGCUUGCGCACAUUUUUGUUACCAUAGAAUUAAAAAAAAGGUUUCGAUGAUUAAUUAGACUGAUGUGGGUCAGACGUUUAAAAGAAGGUGCCAGAUUGUCCAUUUAAAAGAAUGUCAGGUAACAUGAAGGAGGAAAUAUUUCCUUGUCUUUGUUGUAACUUGUGUAUAUAGUGACAUAAACAGAGGAGUUAUGCCACUGCUCGGAAGGGUGUCUCGGAGUGUGGUAUAUACUAUUAUCUUAAGAGCAAAAUAUUAGUUUCAAUCAAAAGGUCAUGUAGUAUAUUGACUUAGCUGUGUUAACUCACAAAAAAAAGUUAUAUAUAUAUAUUUAUGUAUGUAUAUAUAUAACGUGGUAUCAUGAUGUCUCUCCAAAUAUCUUUUAUAGUUGCUAUAGUUCAUAAAGCUACCGCUAAUUUCUACUCGGCCCUGAACGACGAAACAGAAUUGUUAACAAAAAGAAUGGUAAAAAUUGUACCAGAAGUUGUUUUAAUUAAGGAAUGACUAACCAAAUAGGAGUAAAAAUGAACAAUCAUGUACUGUCUACUAAUAAGAGGACAGUGUAGGAAACAGCAGUGUGUAUAUUAAUGAUUCAAAAUAUCACUUAAUAGCAUAUCUGCAGUAUCAGCUAGAAAGGAUCAAAUAGUAAACACGAGAAUGUUUGGGACUGGACUUUCCAGUGUGGUGUAAAGGUUUGCUAUAGAGAGGAUUCUUGGAUUCAUGAUGUAUCUUGGAUGUGUGUGGAUUUUCUCUUGUGGUACAGAGAAAAUCGGGUCUUUUUUAAGGAGGGAUUAUUUUUUGAGAAGUGGCUGAUAUUAACAGCUUUGUUUACAUAAUUUGUUGUAAAUGGAGAACAUAACAGUACAGCAUUGUACUGAAUCAAUGAUUGUUGAUGUGGAUUUGUUUAAUGUUAAGUUGAUAAAUAACAUUGUCAGUGUUGUUUUUUUUUCUUUUUUCAAUCAAAUGAUUUUAUGUAUCAAGCUCUAGUAUGCCUUAUUUGAUAGAAACGUAUUUAAGAAAGAGCAUCAUGCUUUUCAGUAUUGUGAGACCUGUUAUUAAGACUUCCUGCGAACAGAAUACAGGAUAUAAUUGGAUUUGAUAUGAAAUAUGCAUUAUUAGGAAAUGCUUAUUUUGUGGUGUUGUUAUUUUUCUUGCUUCGUAUUUGUUUUGACUUGAUUAUAUUUCCUACUUGUAAACCAGAAAGUGAUCACUCUUGAUGCUAACAAGUUUAUAUGUGUAGAUUUUGAUUAUAUUGAUAGAUUGAGAAAUAUUGAUUUAACUGAGAAGGUUUAGUUAUUAUGUUUUUAAGUUACGAUGAUUAGUUAACUUUUAUAUGGUUAACAACUACCUAAUUUAGAUUAUAUGAUGUCAUGAUUUAACACCUUAUAUAAAACGUACCAUAUUAUGUAUAUAUAUAAAUUGGCGUAGUUAUCUAGUUAAUAGAAGGAUGUUAGGAUAUAGUUAACAGUUUACCUGUUACCAAGCUUGUAGGACUGACUUAACUAAUGAUAUAGUUAACAGUUUACCUGUUACCAAGUUUGUAGGACUGACUUAACUCGUAUUAUAGUUAUCUGGUUAAUAGAAGGACGUUAUGAUAUAGUUAACAGUUUACCUGUUACCAAGUUUGUAGGACUGACUUAACUCGUAUUA